AUGUCUCAUUUCAACACCUAUACCAAUAAUACUCAGUCAUCACUUCACGCAACAACCCAUGGCAUCCUCAUCAUCUCCCUUUGGCUGCCAAGGGAGUUUAUAUCAAAGAAGAAUCCACAUCAAGACAACAUAGCAGAUAGGAAGUACCUCUACUCGGCCACAAAGCUUGACACAGCUGGUGUGACCUUCGAGCCUGCGCGCAAAGGAACAUGCUUAACUGAUGUGAAGAUCUCUAAGAAGAAGAUUAUUCUCAAGUUCACACCAUUCAUAAAGGGUAUGCGGCUGAAGCUUCCCGAGCUGAAGUUAGAGAAUGACACAGAGAGUCUGCUGAGAAAUGUGAUGGCCUUGGAGCAGUGUCUUUACCUUGAUGAGGACUACAUAUGUGGCUAUGUGGCUCUAAUGGAUCAGCUCAUAAACACUGGUGAAGAUGUUGAGUUUCUUGUGGACAAGAAGAUUCUGACCAACUUGCUUGGGAGUCACAAGGAAGCAGCCAAGUUGAUCAACGGUCUUUGCAAUCAAAUUCCCCGGGAGAAGUCUUACUAUGCUAGAUUUUACAAUGAACUCAAUACGUUUUAUGAGAAUCGUUGGAAUGUUACCAGAGCAACUCUGAAAAAGGUUUACUUUAAGGAUCUUUGGACUGGUAGUUCUACCGUUGUUGGACUUUUUGUGCUGCUUUUUACAGUCUCUGCUACACUUAAGAAUGUCUACUUUAGACAUCUCUAA
Molecule: messenger RNA, 723 nt
Organism: Humulus lupulus (European hop)
Lineage: Eukaryota; Viridiplantae; Streptophyta; Magnoliopsida; Rosales; Cannabaceae
Exons: 2
Coding region: 1-723 (240 amino acids)
Source: RefSeq, a predicted model, not a curated record